AUGUGUUUUGUGGAGCUGGACGGGAAUGUGCUGUCACUGAGAAGGGGGAACCCACCUGCCUCUGCAUUGAGCAACGCCUGCCUCACUGGGUCCAAAAUCCAGGUUGAUUACGACGGACCCUGCAAAGAGAAGAAGCAUGUAAGUCCAUCUGCCAGCCCAAUUGUUUGCUACCAGUCUAACCGCGAUGAGCUCCGGCGUCGCAUCAUCCAGUGGCUGGAAGCCGAGAUCAUUCCAGAUGGCUGGUUCUCGAAAGGCAACAACUACAGUGAAAUCCUAGACAAGUACUUUAAGAACUUUGAUAAUGGUGAUUCUCGCUUGGAUUCCAACGAAUUCCUGAAAUUUGUGGAGCAGAAUGAAACCGCCAUCAACAUUACCACGUAUGCAGACCAGGAGAACAACAAACUGCUUAGAGGACUUUGUGUUGAUGCUCUCAUUGAACUAUCUGAUGAAAAUGCUGACUGGAAACUCAGCUUCCAAGAGUUCCUUAAGUGCCUCAACCCAUCUUUCAACCCUCCAGAGAAGAAGUGUGCCCUGGAGGAUGAGACAUACGCAGAUGGAGCUGAGACUGAGGUGGACUGUAACCGCUGUGUUUGUGCCUGUGGGAACUGGGUGUGCACGGCCAUGACCUGUGAUGGAAAGAAUCAGAAAGGAUCCCAGACCCACACAGAGGAGGGAAUGACCAAAUACGCCCAGGAGCUCCAAAAGCACCAGGAAACAGCUGAAAAGACCAAGAAAAUGAGCACCAAAGAGAUCUAA
Messenger RNA from Chrysochloris asiatica (Cape golden mole), 756 nucleotides. RefSeq names its product follistatin-like 1 (gene FSTL1). Gene Ontology annotation, molecular function: calcium ion binding. The transcript is spliced from 10 exons. The coding region runs from base 1 to 756 and encodes 251 amino acids. NCBI's taxonomy places the organism in Eukaryota, Metazoa, Chordata, Mammalia, Afrosoricida, Chrysochloridae. The record is from RefSeq and is a predicted model, not a curated record. Gene Ontology annotation, biological process: cell differentiation; multicellular organism development; regulation of BMP signaling pathway.